Molecule: messenger RNA, 444 nt
Organism: Helobdella robusta
Lineage: Eukaryota; Metazoa; Annelida; Clitellata; Rhynchobdellida; Glossiphoniidae
Exons: 4
Coding region: 1-444 (147 amino acids)
Source: RefSeq, a predicted model, not a curated record
AUGAAGUCGGGCAAAAACAAUAUUAAUAAUAAUGACGAGAGUAUAAGAAUGAUAACAACAAUGAUUACAACGAUGACGGCCAUGGCGAAAAAUGAUGAGGCUAAUGAUGAAGACGACAAAUUUAUAAUUUCAUACUCACCACACCAAUCACCCACCUCAACUUUUAGUGAAAAGCCCCCUCGCCCCGUCAAGGCAGCUGUUUUCGAGGGGGUGGUGUGGUGGGCAAUGGCGGUACCCCAACGCCAUUGCCCUCCACACCGCCAUUUAAUAGUUUGCUGUAUAACAAUCUACGAGGCAGACGAGACUCCGCCAUACGAAAAACACACGACUUAUCUAUUGAAAAAAAUUGAAUCAAAAACAUCGAUCUAUUUUCAUAUCACAACUAAAAUGGGAUCGAAGGUUGAAUUGUUGCCAAGAAAACUUUCGGCUCGCUACGUGAAGUAA